CCGGGGAGGGCAGUCCCGCAGCCGGGAAGGGCCGUCCCGCCAUUGCGGGCAGCGCUGUGGAUGGAAGAGUUCAUGCUUACUGGUUUGCAUAAUAGCAGAGGCUAAAUAGGCAUGGAGGAGACUGUAGUGGGGAUGAAAAGUGUCAAAAGAGAAGAAAUGAAUCCUACAAAUGAUGAUCCGGUGUUUGGGACCAUUUUUGACUGGGACUAUCUCUUAUGGGAAAUUCGUUUGACAUUUUUAGCUGCUGGUUUUUUAAUCUACUUGGGAGUAUUUCUUCUGUCUCACUGGUUGUCUUCUUGGAGAAGUACCACUUACCGUGCCUUGUAUGCAAAGGAGAAGGUGUUUUGGAAUAUGGCAGUCACACGUGGUGUGUUUGGACUUCAGAGUUGUGUUGCUGGGUUAUGGGCUUUGCUCAUAGAUCCCGUUUUUCAUGCUGACAAAGUCUAUUCACAGCAAAAGUGGAGUUGGUUUAACUGUUUAAUAGCAGCUGGAUUUUUCUUACUUGAAAAUGUAGCAGUUCAUGUGUCCAACAUUAUUUUUAGAACAUUUGAUGUUUUCUUGGUAAUUCAUCAUUUGCUUGCUUUUGGUGGCUUGGCUGGUUUAGUAAUUAAUGUGAAAUCUGGACAUUAUCUGCCUUUGAUGGGAAUGUUGCUGGAGAUGAGUACUCCCUCAACAUGCAUUUCGUGGAUGCUUCUGAAGGCUGGCUGUGCUAACACCUUUUUCUGGAAGGCAAACCAGUGGGUGAUGAUCCAUCUGUUUCACUGCCGCAUGAUUCUUACCUACCACAUGUGGUGGGUGUGUAUUUUCAACUGGAAUUCUAUUGUAGAAAAUCUGGGACUACUUCACUUUAUUGUUUUAUUCUCGGGAUUAUUUGCUGUUACACUAAUACUUAACCCAUACUGGACAUACAAAAAAACUCAGCAACUCCUCAACCCAACUGACUGGAACUUUGAAAAUAAAGCAGUGGAAAAUGGAAAAUUAAAUGGUGAAACACAUCAAAAGAAGAGGAUAUAGCACUGAAACAAAAAGUUUCCCGGCAGGGUAUCAGAAGAAUACAAUGCAAACUCAUUCUUUGCACGUGAACUAGAAGAUUUUGCAAGAAGCUCAUUGAUACAGUGACUCCUUGCUGGUAGUACUCUAUGCAUCACAAGUAUUGAAAAGCAUUGUUUAUGUUUCUUAUGUACAUACAUAUAAGAACUUCAAUCCUCAUUAUGAAUUACACCAAUAAUUUGUCACGUUGGACAGUAUUUCAUAAUUUAGCAGUGAUAUGCUCCCUAAUGGCAUGUUUUUUCCCCCAAUACUUCAAAGUAGCUUUACAGUAAAUCAUUUAUUAAGCUCAGCGUGAAUCAAGUUUAACUUGAAUCCUGUUUCACAUAUGAUGGAGAUACUGAUACUGAAAAAUAUGUUAAAUUGUUUAUUAAGAUCAAUUAUGAUCCAAGUUAGGUAUGCAUGGGUACCUAAUUCCUGUGUGCCAGUGAAUCAUUCCAAGUGGCAGAACUGGUCAGUAUUCAGGUAGAAUGCAGUCAUGGCCCGCAUUUGGGUUUUGUUGCUGGUUGGUUUGUGGGUUUGGGGUUUUUUGGGUAUUUGUUUUUUUUUUUUUCUUUUUUUAAGUGCACUUCGAGCAGGAAAAUAAUUGUUUGAGAGUUUGCUGUCAAAGCUGUAGUUUUCAGGUUGCCCUCAGUAUGGAAGGAACUCAUACCCUUCAAAACCAUGCAUGUGGAGAUCCAUAUGAGUGGUCUGGUAGGUCAUCAUAGUGGCCCCUUCUGGACUUGAAACCAAUGAAGUACAAGUGGCAACACCAGAAGGUGACUCUGUAUCAUCCUUGAAAAAAACGCUGCAUGAUAAGUAAAAUUACUUUGUUUGUAAGUCCCACAUGAAGGAUCAUGUAAUUAGUUCCUCUAGUACUUCUGCUAUGGCUCCUCUUAUUUUUGUGAAUGCACUUAGGUUUUUUUUAGAUGGUUUCAGAAUCCAAGGUGACUUCUCUAUGGAGGAAAGCCCAUAUCACCUCUUGUAGGAAUUUGAUUGUUUUAAUAUUUUUAUUUAACUUUAAAGAGCAUACCAUGAGACACUAAGAGUCCUUUGCACUUUAUCUGCCACAUGACAAAAACCUUUCCUUGACCUGAGAAACUGGGUUGCUCUUUAGAUAGGGAGUAAUGGUGAUGGAUAUUCUCCCACUAAUAUUGGUUUGAUGGUUCCUGGGUGAAAUGUUGGGAAGUGGAUGGAGGGAUAAAGAUCACAACAGAAGAGAGUGACGCCUAGUGGCAGGAGAAUGACAGGGUAUUAUUUUUGGUGCUUGGAACAAAUGAAUUUUUUAAAAAAUGGUUAAUUGGAACUCUGUGUGACAUGACUGCUACACAGAUUUAUUUCCCAAAGCAUUAAGACUGGGCGAGCCCAAGCUGUGAAGAAUUUUAGAUUAAGCCAUGAAUUAGAGACUUUGUGGACUGAUCUGUGGUGGAGCAUAUUUUUUAAAAUGACUGAGGGAAGCACUCUUUGGUGUAAACAGCUCAAUUUUAUUAAUUUUUGGUGAGAAUGUCUUUGAUUUGUUCUGAGUGAAUGGAGUAGUUGGGUUGCUGUGUUCCAUAAUUCACUGGAUGUGACCACAGAGUUGAAUUGCUGUUCUGUAAUGGGGAGGAAGCUUCUUACUUCAGGUCACAAAUAGAUAGCCAGAUCCUGUUGUUAAUGGUGAAGUGGUGAGUGAACUGAAAUUGCCCAUUCACAACCAGGCUGAGAGGGUUACAGUAAUUUUACACGGUAACUCUGUCUGUUAUUGUGCUGCUAUUUAAUAGACAAAAUCUAAAUUUGAAGCUACCUUCUUAUUUCUAAGCUGGGCAGAAUGAAGUUGCAGUGUUGUCUGCCUGGGCACCAUCCUAUAGUAAAAAGGGUUCUCAAAAGUUUGAAAUAGUGUACCUGUUUUGAGGAGUUGUAUGUGGGAGAGUAAUGUUAAAAGUACUUUGGAAGAAACCAGAGGGAUGAAUUCCCUUGCUAUGGAACCA
Messenger RNA from Sturnus vulgaris (Common starling), 2993 nucleotides. RefSeq names its product CLN8 transmembrane ER and ERGIC protein (gene CLN8). Gene Ontology annotation, cellular component: membrane; endoplasmic reticulum. The record is from RefSeq and is a predicted model, not a curated record. Gene Ontology annotation, molecular function: ceramide binding. Lineage: Eukaryota; Metazoa; Chordata; Aves; Passeriformes; Sturnidae. Gene Ontology annotation, biological process: lipid homeostasis; nervous system development; phospholipid metabolic process.